Pseudonaja textilis is the source of this 1721-nucleotide messenger RNA. The record is from RefSeq and is a predicted model, not a curated record. Lineage: Eukaryota; Metazoa; Chordata; Lepidosauria; Squamata; Elapidae.
ACGAAGAGGGGAGGCUGCGUGGUUCUAAUCGGGCGUCGCGUGGGCCAAUUUGCAGUUGCCACUGGUACGUCACAAUGGCAAAUUUUUUAUGUCAAGAUAUAGGACCAUGGUAUUUUCAAAAAAUGUAUGCAAGAUAUUGGAAACAUUACAGUGAAGCUAUGGAGUGGAUGUAUAGACAUAAAAAUGCUUAUAGGAAGGCCAUGGAAUCACUGUAUAAUCCAUCACUUCAUCCUUCCAAGCAACAUCAACGUUAUUCUGACUGGGAUGAAAAUGUUCCAGGGAGAACUGGUCCAUCUUCUUUCUCCACCUCAGACAGCAAACCACGGUAUCCUCCAAGGCCUCCGGAUGACCUGCAUUAUGUCAGAAAAAGGAGAGCAGAAGAGAAAGAUUGUGAAACAGAUUCAGAAUCUGAAGGUGAAGAGGACAUAGAAUGUGACCUCGACAACAUGGAAAUCACAGAAGAGCUCCGUCAUUAUUUUGAGCAGACUGAGAGACACCAGGAAGAACUACGGAAACAGAAACAGCUGGAGGCAGAACACCAAGAGAUAUAUGUGGAAGCUGACCACAACCUUCACUUGUCCACAAGCCGGUCAUCACAGCCCCCUGCUGAGAAGCCCGGGGAGAGAAGAAUGGCUGAAAUGAGAAAGCUCUAUGGCAAAGGUGCCAACAAAAUACAAGCAAUGGAGACCACCAUGCAACUCAACUUUGAUAGGAAUUGUGACACAAAACAGCCCAAGUACUGGCCAAUUAUUUCUCUGAAACUCUGAGUUAUGUGCCUCUUUCCUUUUUUUGGAGAUUCAGAGUUGUAUAUCCUGAUGUUCAACCAAGUAGAAGGAUUAAGGGAAUGAAUGAAGAGUCAGCAAAAGACCUUUUUAAUUUUCCUUUCCCCUUUCCAGCACAACUUUGAAUUUGUCUGCCAAUUUCCAGAGUCUAUUCCAACUCAACAGGAAAAGCUGAAUCAGUCAUUUGUACAGGGGAUAAGGAAAAAUCUCUUUUAAAGGGUAUUUCAACUAAUUUAAUCUUGGCAUGUGUUAGCCUUGUAGGAAAUGAUGUAACAUUUGUUUUUGUUCAGUUGAGUUAGGGAAAAGGCUAAAAACUAUCAAAAUUCAAAUAUUUUUUAAAAUUGUUUUUAGUGCUAUGCAGGUUUUGCUGUAGAACUUUAAAUGCAGCUAUUUUUUGCAACCAUUUAUUUUCUAGGAGGCACCUAUAUUAAUUAGACAAAAUAUCUUAAAUUACUGUAAUUCGGGUUUUGAGAUUGGGUUGAACUGUAUGUAGAGAAAGUUUCUCCAAAAUGAAAAGUUCAGCUUUAGGAUUUCAAGUCAGAAGCAAGCAUUGUUUACUUUCACAGAACUAACAGAACAAAAAAACCCAAGCAGAUUAAAAUAAACAUUUUUAUUUAUUUUGAAGUUGUAUUUAACCAAUCAGGAAGAAAAAUAAAUUAGGCAUGGGGUGGAGAAGGAAAGGGGUCAUAUGUGUGUGCAUGUGAUUCUCAUCAUAGAUAUAGUGGAACAAAGUUUUAAUUCUAAUCAAGCCACAUUCAUUUCCCCUCCAUGGCUACUGACUUUUCUCUCUUGUCUUACUUAGCUGUAGAAACUCAAAAUCCAUUUUUAGAAAAGUGGUUCAAAACUAACAUUCCUGUUAACUGAGAAAGAGGCAGUUAUACAUAUGCAUAAAUAAAUAUGCUGGCUGAUAUUAAGGGCCUUGUGAAUAUACAUGUUAGA